Molecule: messenger RNA, 7791 nt
Organism: Eptesicus fuscus (big brown bat)
Lineage: Eukaryota; Metazoa; Chordata; Mammalia; Chiroptera; Vespertilionidae
Gene: LIMCH1
Product: LIM and calponin homology domains 1
Exons: 34
Coding region: 62-4948 (1628 amino acids)
Biological process (GO): positive regulation of stress fiber assembly; actomyosin structure organization; regulation of focal adhesion assembly
Cellular component (GO): stress fiber
Molecular function (GO): myosin II head/neck binding; actin binding
Source: RefSeq, a predicted model, not a curated record
CGGCGGCUGCCGUCCUCAUCCCGGCGGCCCGGCGCUCUCGAGUGGACGCGGGGCUUCGCAAAUGGCUUGUCCCGCUCUCGGUCUGGAAGCUCUUCAGCCCCUGCAGCCUGAGCCGCCCCCCGAGCCCGCCUUCUCCGAGGCGCAGAAGUGGAUCGAGCAAGUAACCGGCAGGAGCUUUGGUGACAAAGAUUUUCGGACAGGGUUAGAAAACGGAAUCCUUCUCUGCGAGUUGCUGAAUGCUAUAAAGCCAGGACUUGUUAAAAAGAUCAAUAGAUUGCCUACCCCCAUUGCAGGAUUGGACAAUAUCAUCUUAUUCUUGAGAGGUUGUAAAGAGCUCGGCCUUAAAGAAUCUCAACUUUUUGACCCUAGUGACCUACAGGAUACAUCCAACAGGGUAGCAGUCAAGAGCCUUGAUUAUAGUAGGAAGCUGAAAAAUGUGUUAGUUACCAUUUACUGGCUGGGAAAGGCAGCAAAUAGCUGUGCAUCCUACAGUGGGACGACGCUGAACUUGAAGGAGUUCGAAGGCUUGCUGGCUCAGAUGCGAAAGGAGACUGAUGACAUCGAGAGUCCUAAGCGGAGUAUCCGAGACAGUGGUUACAUCGACUGCUGGGAUUCCGAGCGCAGCGACUCCCUGUCUCCCCCUCGACACGGCCGCGAUGAUUCCUUCGACAGCCUGGACUCCUUCGGCUCCCGCUCCCGGCAGACACCCUCGCCAGAUGUCGUCCUCAGGGGAAGCAGCGAUGGGAGAGGAAGUGACUCCGAAUCUGACCUGCCGCAUCGGAAGCUGCCGGAUGUGAAGAAGGAUGACAUGUCUGCCAGGCGGACUUCUCACGGUGAGCCGAAAUCAGCAGUGCCUUUUAACCAGUACCUCCCGAACAAAAGCAACCAGACGGCCUAUGUCCCCGCUCCUCUGAGAAGGAAGAAAGCAGAGCGAGAGGAGUAUCGGAAGAGCUGGAGCACCGCCACCUCCCCGCUGGGUGGGGAGAGGCCCUUCAGCUACCCCGAAACAAUAGAGGAAGAGGGAAGUGAAGUGGGGUCUCCUGGGGAAGAGGACCCAGCUGGCCAAAUGGACCCGGAUGGGAAGCCUUCAGAUGGUGGGUUAGAAUCACCCACUGGCCAUCCUAAGGAGCAGCGUCCUCCAGAGGGGGCUGAGGUGGCACCAGCUCCCGAGUCUGAAGAAAAAGAUGCUGCUGAAAUCCAAAAGCGCAGGAGGCUAGAGCAAGCCGGGAUCAAGGUCUUGCCAGCAGCACAGCGCUUUGCCAGUCAAAAGCAAUUAAACAAUGAGAAAGAAGUGAUUCGCGAUAUUAUCCUUCGGGAAGAAAACCCUUUCCGGACCCACCAACAUGGCAAAGUUUUAGAGUCAAAAGAGGAAAUUGCAUGUCGACUGCCUGACCUUGAGAAAGAUGACUUUGCUGCGAGAAGAGCCAGGAUGAACCAGACCAAGCCAAUGGUGCCACUGAAUCAGCUCCUCUAUGGGCCUUACCGAAGAAAAGAGGCAGAGAAACCAGAUAGCAGCAAACAACUCUCAAAGGGAAUCUCAAAAAAGAAAAGUCUAGAACAUAAAAGAAACCAGGGUCAAACAGAAGAGCUGAAGUCAGUAGUGACCUGUGUUAUGCGGGCUCAGGAGAGUGAACCUGCGGAAGAGGGACUCAGGAAAGUGCCGGAUAUUUACAAGGACGACCUGGCCCAACGGAGAAUUCAGGGCAGCCAGGCCCCUCACCGUGAGGCUCCGAGCUUUGUCAGCGUCUCCAAUAUAACGGAAGCCGACUUGGAGACGUGGGAGAGACUGAAAGUGUCAGGCAAGACGAGGGAUGACGAUGGUGAGCACAUCUGUGCCCCUGAGCCUUCACCAGAAAUCAAAGCCGAAACUGCCAUCCGGGAUGACUUUGCCAGCCGCAAAGCAAGGGCCUAUAAGAAAGCUUCCGGCCCCAAGCAGAAGUUUGUGCACUUUGGACCAGUGACAGAGAUAGAUCAGCAGAAAUGGAAGCGGCUCAGCAUAGGCAAGGCCGGGCCGAGGGAGGAGGUAGAAGAAGUCAUCCAUCACAGCCGCCAGGGUCAAACAGGCUCUGUGCCCCCAGCCUCAGCGGCCACGCCCAGCCCAGAGGAGGACCAAAUGCUUAAUCCACAAAAGGACUGCAGAAUAGUGAACUCUGGCAUAGAUGACUAUUGCAGAGGGGUCUCGCAGCUGGCUCCCGUGCUGGAGUCCCAGGAGGAGCAUGUCAGCAGUUUGGGCGCAUGCCCCACGAGGACAGAGGAAGUUACAUCCAAACAGCUGCCACAGGAUGGCAAAGAAGAGAAAGGCGUUGCUCAAAGAGAUUCUGAGAUGCCGCCAAAGGCCGAAAGAUGCGAAGAGAGCGGCCAGCCACUUUCGUGUCCUCUGGCCUCUGAAUGGGAGGCUUCGGGGAGAGAAGAGAGCUCAGAGAAGAUGACAGCUCCUGCCUGGAGUGGCAGUGGACUGAAAAAACAAAGAAAGCUGUAUGAUUCCCAAAAAGAUGACAUGAUGGCCAGGAGAACGGGGAUGUCUCUUAGACACAGUGGAUCCAACCCAAACCAGUUCCUUCCGGUUCCAUUUGCAAAGCAGCAGGAAGUGGAGGAAUCUGUCAAGGGCCCACCCAUGAAAGAUAAGAGAUACGGUCCGAGAACUCCUGUGUCUGAUGACGCAGAGAGCACGAGUAUGUUUGACAUGCGGUGCGAGGAGGAGGCUGCAGUGCAGCCGCACAGCAGGGCCCGCCAGGAGCAGCUGCAGCUGAUCAACAGCCAGCUGCGGGAAGAGGACGACAAAUGGCAAGAUGACCUGGCUCGGUGGAAGAGCCGCAGAAGAAGUGCUUCUCAGGACUUAAUCAAGAAAGAGGAAGAAAGGAAAAAAAUGGAGAAACUAAUGGCUGGAGAGGAUGGGACAAGUGAACGGAGGAAAAGCAUCAAAACCUACAGAGAAAUUGUUCAAGAAAAAGAGCGGAGAGAGAGGGAGCUGCAUGAGGCGUAUAAGAACGCGCGGUCCCAGGAGGAGGCGGAGGGGAUCCUUCAGCAGUACAUCGAGAGGUUCACCAUCAGCGAGGCUGUUCUUGAACGCUUGGAGAUGCCAAAAAUCCUGGAAAGAAGCCAUUCAACAGAGCCAAACUUCUCCCCCUUCCCGAACGACCCCAACCCCAUGAAAUACCUGCGGCAGCAGUCACUGCCUCCACCCAAAUUCACUGCCACUGUGGAAACCACCAUCGCCCGUACCAGCAUUCUGGAUGCCAGCGUGUCAGGAGGCAGUGGGUCUCCAAGCAAAACUGUCGCUCCCAAAGCAGUGCCUAUGCUGACACCCAAGCCUUACUCCCAACCCAAGGGCUCUCAAGAGGUUCUGAAGACCUUUAAGGUAGAUGGGAAAGUCAGCAUGAAUGGAGAAACAGUUCACGGUGAUGAGGUGGAGAAGGAGAGCGAGUGUCCGACGGACGCACUCGUCCCCUCAUUAACCAAAUCCCAGAUGUUCGAAGGUGUGGCCAGAGUGCACGGGUCCCCAGUGGAGCUGAAACAAGGCAGCAAUAGCAUCGAGAUCAACAUACAGAAGCCAAAUUCUGUUCCCCAAGAUCUGACGGCAACCUCUGAGGAAAUGGAACCAAACAGCCAAGAAGCUGAGAAAGAUGGUGAAAACCUAAAAGAAGGGAAUACAGAACUUGCCUCAUCAGAGCCCCAGCAUUUUACAACUACUGUGACUCGGUGCAGCCCGACCGCGGCCUCGGUGGAGUUCUCCUCCAGCCCCAAGCUGAGGAACGAUGUGCCAGAAGAGAGAGACCAGAAGAAACCGGAAAAUGAAAUGAGUGGGAAGGUGGAGUUGGUGCUGUCACAAAAGGUGGUAAAGCCAAAGUCUCCAGAACCAGAAGCAACCCUGACGUUUCCAUUUCUGGACAAAAUGCCUGAAACCAACCAGUUACAUUUGCCAAAUUUCAAUUCUCAAGGGGAUUCUCCCAGCAGUGAAAAGUCACCUGCAACUACACCUUUCAAGUUCUGGGCUUGGGACCCGGAAGAGGAGCGCAGGCGACAGGAGAAAUGGCAGCAGGAGCAGGAACGUCUGCUCCAGGAGAGAUACCAGAAAGAGCAGGACAAGCUGAAAGAAGAGUGGGAGAAGGCCCAAAAGGAGGUGGAGGAGGAAGAACGCAGAUACUAUGAGGAGGAGCGCAAAAUAAUUGAAGACACUGUGGUUCCAUUUACUAUUUCUUCAAGUUCUGCAGACCAGCUGUCAACAUCCUCCUCUGUGACUGAAGGCAGUGGAACAGUGAAUAAGAUGGAUCUGGAAAACUGCCGUGAAGAAGAACAAGAGACAAGACAGAAGAAACCAUUCCCGGGGGGCAACAAUGGCUUGUUGCUUGAGCCUAGAGAAAGUGAUCCCCUGGAGGAAAAGGGCAGACUUAUUCAAGGGGCCUUGACUGAUUCUGAGAACCCUGCAUCAAAAGGAGCCCAUCCAAAUGAUCAGCUGGAUACAGAAGCUGGGGCCCCACACUGUGGGGUGAACCCACAGCCAGCUCAGGGUCCAUCCCGGAAUCAGCAGGUGUCAAACCUGCCAAUGAACACUUUAGAAGAUGUGAAGCCAAAAACCCUCCCAUUGGAUAACAGCAUUAACCAUCAGAUUGAGUCCCCGAGUGAAAGGCGGAAGAAAAGCCCUCGAGAGAACUUCCAGGCGGGACACCUGUCCCCCUGUCCUCCCACCCCUCCUGGCCAGUCACCAAACCGGUCUAUAAGUGGGAAGAAGCUGUGCUCAUCCUGUGGGCUUCCUUUGGGGAAAGGAGCUGCGAUGAUCAUUGAGACCCUCAAUCUCUAUUUUCACAUCCAGUGCUUCAGGUGUGGAAUUUGUAAAGGACAGCUUGGCGAUGCAAUGAGUGGGACGGAUGUUAGGAUUCGAAAUGGUCUUCUAAACUGUAAUGAUUGCUACAUGCGAUCCAGAAGUGCUGGCCAACCCACAACAUUGUGACAUGGUUUUCAAGACCCCAGAUCACUCACCACUUCUCUCUUGAGAGUGUCCCCUGGCAAUUGUUUAACGGAAUCCCAUGUUCGGGGGCUUCUCAGCAUUCAUCUAAUUUCUGAAAGGCUAUUCUAAAAGGUGGUAUCUGUUCUUUCAUAGCACAGUGUUUGUGUUUUUCCUGUUUGUUGUUUUUCUUUUAUUUUUUGCAUUUGCACAAUAUAUACAAAAGAAUAUUGAACUAUAAUGAUUCUGACUAGUUCAAAAGAAGGUCUUAGCAUGGUCGAACAGGCUUAUGGUUUAAAAUGUGUUAUUCUCUUCUUUGGGGAGUUGAUGAGAUAGAUGAUUCAAUAAACCUGUUUCGUUUUAGUAUUUCUAGGAAUUAAAUACUUUGUGUUUACAAAAUUGAGCUGCAGAAAGUGCAAGACAUGCCAAUUUGAGACACGGGGUCUUAUAAGACAGGAGCUUACAAGUAAUGCAUUUUGGAUACUAAAAACCACAUCAUAUAGCUCUGAGCUAUAACUUGUUUGUAAUGCAAUGACACUAGUCUGAUAAUAUAUACUGUAAUCCUGAAACAUUUGUGUUACUUACCUUUUGAGGCAGAAGUCAUACCGAUAAAUUAUUGCACCGUUAGUGUUAGGUUUAGUGUGCUUUGAAGGUUAUGUCAUUGAUAGAGUCUGGUCCAUCAAGUAAAGAGAACCCUUGCAAUGUCAGCUAGACUUGCACUCUGGACAUUGCCCAAGGGUAAGGGAACCCAGAGGAAAACAUUUUGGUCAUCAUUUCCAAAGUCCUUUCCAAAAUAUGUGAGGAAGUUUGAUCUUCAAAAGCGUGGUGGGCCCAUGCCAGCCACGAGGGCUUUGUUGCUUGCUUCUCUUCAGACUCUACAUUCAAUAAAAGACUCAGCAUAAGGCAUACGGAAACCCUCAUCGAGGUCGGUCCUUCCUUGAGACCACUGCUCACCCUUGCCUGCAAGGUCUCCUUGAGGGCACAAGUGUCUAAAGAACAGCAUUAAGUUCAUCCUAAUAGAAUCCAAAUGGCAUGUGAUGUGAUAAGCCACUGGAGUGUCAUCAGCAAGAGCCUGCAGGUCACAUGUGCGCUGCCCACCCUAAUGGACAUCUGCUCUUCCUCAUUCUCCUACAUCACCGGCUCUCUCUGCUAUCAAGCAUUCUGAACCUUGCUCAUGGAGGCCUUCAGAGAGGAACUCUUGUGGAGAGCUGCUUACUUUUUAAGCCCUGUGUGGUGUUUCAGCUGGCCAAGAGGGGGAUCUGUGACUAAGAAGCAUCACGUUUUAAAUCUCCAGGCUGUUUUCUUUAAGACUGGGGAAAGGGGACUAUUUAUUCUGCCUUGAAACGAGGGCAAAUAAGUGAAGAGGACCUUUUGUGAAUGUAGACUGUGGAUAUCCGCCUAAUAGAUUCAUGUAGUCAUUAAAGGAGACCAAGUAGAUGUUCUUCUGUUACGUAAGCAAUAAUUUUUUUUCUGUCCUAUUGAGUAUGGCUAGCAAUUAUUUAUUUACAUGCUAGAUGGUUCUCUGCAUGUGGGUUCCAUAUAAGCGCCGAAAUUCCCUCAGCCACUGGAGGUAUUUUGACCAUUUUGUCAUUUGGAUGAGCUGCGGUUAGAUUGAAAUUCACACAUCACUUCAUUAAAAAUUGUGCCUUAGAAAAUGCAAAGCUGUUGCACACAGUAUGAAUUAUGGAUGCAGUACAUUGAAGAGAGAUGAAGUCACUUCCAAGUUCCCAAGACUUCUCCUGGAGGUGUUUGCUGUUUUACAGGGAAAAAUAAAUAAAAUUUAAAAAAAAGAAAAAUAGAAAACAUUAACAUGAAAAAAGUUUUGAAAAUGUACAGAUUAAGUUCAAUAUUUUGAUUAACCACCUGCAUGUUUUAUUAAAUAUUUUGAUAAUGUGAUGUUUACACUUUGCAUGAUAUUAGCAGAGUACUUUACCAGAAAUAAUGCACAAAAACAUGUACAAUACGAUCAUUCAUAACCGGUUUUUAUAGGAUACUUUUUACAUGUGGAACUCCAUCCGUUAUGUAGGGAUUAUAUGAAUAUUGCACAUUCUCUUCUGGUUUCACAGACCCAUUUAUACACAUUUCUUAGUGAGACUCAUUGUACAUGUAUUGAAGCUAGAAUCGAGUCAAGAAAAAUAAAGCCCAUUCUCUGACUGCGAGAUGUGCUUUCCCAUAAUGAACAAUAGUCACCAGCACAGAAUAAUCUCCAACAUUUUCUAAAUUCUAAUUGCCAACUGUUUCUAUUUAUAUUUGAUUUAUAUUUCAUUUGGAGUCUGUUACAUGGCAGCUCAGGCAGACUAGAGCUUGUUUUUUCCAAGGCAGCAUAAUGAGUAUGAUCUAUUUCUUUUCAAAUAAUCUUUGAGAUCCCAGGGAAAAAAAUUCUCUGCUCUGUGGAGCUACUAUGUAAAUGUGUUUGCUUUAAAAAAAAAAAUGAUACAAGUGAGUGAUUUAUUGUUCCCAAGGAAGUACGUCUGAUUUUUUUUUCUCAUACUCCAAAAGCCAGUUCCUUCUCUUUCUUAAGAAAAAAAUGGGUAACUGUUAUUCACUAGCAAACUUUCAUGCCAUUUUCUCAUUCUUUCUAUGUAGUGGUAUUAAUGCAAUACAUAUUCUAGUUAUCUAUACACAGUGUAAGACUUAACGAACUGAAAUGAUCCACCUCAUGUGUGAGUCCGUCCAAAAGAUGUUACUGUUCUGGGUGGGCCAAUGUUCUAUAUCAGUUACACUAACCUUCAUUUAAAAUAUUUAUUCUAAAAUGCCUCUGAGAAAUAGUAAAAAACAAAUAAAAAGUUGUCUAAAAUGCAACAGCUUUUAUAGUAAAUGUACAUUUAUAAAUAAAAUACUCAAAUCAA